This is a messenger RNA of Schistosoma rodhaini, 2423 nucleotides long. NCBI's taxonomy places the organism in Eukaryota, Metazoa, Platyhelminthes, Trematoda, Strigeidida, Schistosomatidae. The record is from the annotation of a GenBank genome assembly.
CUAGUUUACAGAUUAUAAAACAUUGUUUUUUCUUGUUUGAAACCUUCAAAGUCACUUAUUUUGUCCAGUCACAAAAUUGUGAAUAUUGAUAAACAAAUAAUUUAACACAUUUUUGGGGUCGAACUGGUUGUUUCUACUCGGCGGUCUUUUAACUUGGGAUGCUGUGUUUUGUGGCUUAACAGGGUUUUAGCAUGUCAAUUGAGCCACAAAGGUCACAGCAAUGGCUUCAUCAUGAUUCACAACUGGCUGCUGAUGCUGGGGUAACAUUCGAGCUUCAAUAUGUUGGUGCCAUCCCAGUUCUGACAUCCAUAAAAUCUGUGAAUAUAAACACCAGGACUUGGAUUUGUCGUGCAUCAAUACGUCGUGUAUGCGAAGAUGUUGGUCUAACAUUACCAAGUAACCGACCAGCUGACAAGUCAAUAGAACAGUUCAUUGGCCCAUCCACUGAUAUGACAUGGGCAAUGGUGAAUGUAUACCUUACAAUCACAUCACAAACACUCACCGUUGAAACAAUUGACAAUGGUGUGUUAUUAUUCCAGCACAACCUAUUCCUGGUUUCUUUUGCUUCCGCUGGGGAUGCAGAUACUCCAGAUUUCAUUUGUUAUGUGGCCAAAACAGAUCAAGACACUCGUAUGUGUUACGUUUUUGAAUGUUCAGAUGGUCUUGCCCAGGAUGUAAUUAUUACAAUCGGGCAAGCAUUCCAGUUAGGAUAUCAGGAUUUAAAAAAUUCUAAACCACAAAUUGUUGAUAACCAAACAUCUUCCAUUAAACUAAAUUCAUUGAAUUCAUUAUUUUCUAAUCAUCAAACAAAUAUAUCAAUGUCUAAAAAUUCUAUUGGUAAUUCAAACAAAAUUUCACCUAUUGAUGGUACUAAUUGUACACAUCAUGUAUCUGCCAAUACCGCUACUUCCCUAUCAAAAGAGAAUACAGCAUUAAAUCAAAAUACUUCUAUGCUUAAUAAUAAUGUUACUCAUCAACCAGUAGCUUUUGAUAAUUUUAUGGAUUUUAAAGAUAGUGCAUGGCAUCUUGGUAACGAAAUUUCCUCGGAUAACCAAACUGAUAAUGCAGAAUACAACAAGUCAUCCUGUGGCACUAAAAAAAAUUCUGCCCAAUCUAAUCAAAAUGAGUUAACACAAGAGCUCUCUCAACAACCUUCCUGCAAAAUUAACAAAGCCGCCGGUGUCAAAUCAAUCUCUAAUAUAAAAGCACCGGUUGGACUUCCAAAUUUUGAACAUUUAGAACCAGUCGGUGAACCUUGGUAUGUUGGUAAAAUGUCCAGAUCACAAGCCGAAAAUUUGUUGCGUUAUGAUGGGGACUUUCUUGUACGUGCUAGCAUUCAGCAGCCCGGUCAGUUUGUAUUAAGCGGCCUUCAAGACGGAAAAUAUAGACAUUUAUUACUGGCCGAUCCUAACGGAAAGGUACGUACAAAAGAACGAGUAUUUGAUAGUAUACAACAUCUCAUUGAUUACCACGUACAAAAUGGUGCGCCUAUUCGGUCACUAGACAGCGAAAUAAAAUUAAUAUUCCCAGUAUCUACACAUACAUUUUGCAUUUCUUAAUUCAAUUCUUGCACGAUCUUUGACAUGCGUGCACAAUUCAGUGGCGAUAUACCAACAACUCAACUUUAUCUCUGUGAUCUACUAACUUUAUUUUAUACCCCAUGCUUAUAUUGUUAAGUUGUGCUUUCUUUAUCAACUUUUUACUUCAUAACAUUCCAAAACUGUGUAAAUCGAUUUGCCUACUUUUAUACUAAACUUGUGCAACAUGUAAUGAUUUUUGGCUGUAAUUUAUUUUACUUUCAUCACAUUAUUUUACUAAUUACCUUUUUGUUGCUGCUCUGCAAAUUAAUCACUGAUUUCCGCAUAAUAUGAUUUUCAUAAUAAUCCUGAUAUUUCGUCUUUGUAAAAUUUUCCGAACUUCGAAAUGUAACGAAAAUCAAUGAAGUGUGACAAUUCAUUUCAUGUUCGUUUUCAAAAACAUUACCUAAUGAUUUCACAAAUACUAGAUCGUAUAUCUGUACGAAUUAGAUAUGGCCCGAACUUAUCACGGACAUGCACGCACAUAUAGCCAUCCCUAUUUCAAAGUACAAUUCAGGUCCAUUUCAUACGAUAUUUACUUGCCUCAAUAUGUGAAAAAAUUCUACCGCAGCAAACAGUAAAGUGAACUUUUAAAUAUGAACUGCUAAGUAAACAACUUUUGUAUUUCACUCUAAAAACCUAAACUUAAGAAAAGUCAUUACGGAUGAAAUCCAGAAAUAAAAAAUACCACAAUUCCGUACUUGGUGGGAAAUUAAGGCUGGAAAUAUAUGUGCUAUUGUCACUGGUCUUCAGCAAUAUCGCCUAUGGUUUCCACAGUUAGUAUUUCAUAUUACACAACUUAUAAUAAGAUCAAAAUGUCCAAGAAUAGUUUGCAAAGUGUUUUUG